Branchiostoma floridae (Florida lancelet) is the source of this 1769-nucleotide messenger RNA. RefSeq names its product ZP domain-containing protein-like. The record is from RefSeq and is a predicted model, not a curated record. Bases 125 to 1594 code for a protein of 489 amino acids. The transcript has 11 exons. Lineage: Eukaryota; Metazoa; Chordata; Leptocardii; Amphioxiformes; Branchiostomatidae. Gene Ontology annotation, molecular function: protein binding.
UGUAAAGGCCAUCAGCAUAAUAGUAAAGGUCAGUGUAGGUCAGCCGCCAUUUUAGGUCUGACACUGGUCUAGACGGAGUGUGCUCUUCUCCACGAGGUUAACUAUAGAAUACAGACAACCAACCAUGGGUCUCUUGUACCUGUUUGGAAUAAUGGUUCUAGGAGCUGGAGUGAACGGUCAAGGGGGCCUGUCCAAUCUCGUGGUGUUGGACGUGGACUUGGAUUACAUCAAAAUCGGUUGGACCGUCUCUCCCGGGUUCAACGUGUCCAGCUACCGCGUACGCUACACCCCAUGGCGGGAUGGCUCUUACCGGGACCUGUCUCCCGCCCCGGGUGCAAACGACAACACCACCACCAUCACCGGACUCCACGCCAACGAGACCUACACAAUCACUGUGACGUCAUUUGGAGCCGAUGGCGAGAUAACGUCUCAAGUCAGCAUAGAAGAAGUCACAAAUUAUUGGGAGGUGUGGGUGUCCUGCGACCAGACGCACAUGGAAAUCUCGCUCCCAUUGAAGGGUCUCUCAGGCGUCAACGCGGCAGGGCUGCAUCUACUUAACUCCAGUUGCCUGGCAACGGUCGAUGCCAACUACGCCACCUUGCGGACAGGUCUGCAGGAGUGCGGGACGAUACAAGAGAACUAUGGAAACGACAAGUUCAGGUUCAGGAACAGUGCCCUGGCGAAACCUGAGCUGGACGAGAACGGGGCGCAGCGAUACCAGCCUUUCGCACGGCCUUUUUACUGCGAGUUCGUCCGCCUCUACGUCAAAUCACUCGAACAGAACGUACUAUACACCAUUCCAGACUCAAGUUUGCAGUUUGAGAUAGAGCACGGCAACAACACGUUUAUCUUUGACAUGCACCUCUACACGUCCUCGGACUUCAUCCACAAGUAUGACACUGAGGACUAUCCCAUACAGUUCCUGCCGACCGAUGACAUGCACGUGGGGUUAGCAGUGCAGACGACUCUGACAAAUCUGGAGCUGUUUGUCCAGGACUGCUUCGCCACGCCUACGUCAGACAAGAACGACCUGACGAGACUAAACGUCAUCGAUAAUGGGUGCGACAAAGACACAACACUAGUGACGCAGAGUGAUGGAUCUGAUCCGCUGGUGCACCAGUUCUCUGUCCAGGCUUUCACCUUUCCGAACUCAACGGAUAACGUGCUGUACCUCCACUGUACCAUGGUGGUGUGUAUGGCUGACGACGCUGGGUCCCGCUGCGCGCAGGGGUGUGUGGAGGAGCGCAGGCGCAGAGACGUGUCGGACCAUGACCGGGCCGUGCGACUCGAGAAGAAGGGAGGAGAGUUUCAGGACAGGGUGGUGUCCAUCAGCCAGGGACCGAUCGUACUCCUGCGGGCGAGCCCAUCAGAACAAGCGGAGACGGAUACCCCUCCCAUACAGCUCACCGUGGGUGUUGUACUCGGAGCUGCGGCUGUGGUCCUCAUUGCUCUGCUUGUCUUCGCUCUAUGGUACAGACGGGGCAAGACUGGGACUCUAAAAACAAACGUUCGUAUUACCGGCAACAACGACCACGCCCACCAGAUGGAAAGGAACUGGAAAUGCCACGUACAGACUGCUACGGUAGAGAUAUGACGUCACAACGUUGUGGAUAGCUCCAAAAUGGCGGAAGACGAUGGGCUCUAAUCUCCGGAAAGUCGGCCUCUUGUAGUUAACGUCUUGCCGACCGCUCCUAAUUUAUGAGAUGCUGUUUUGACAUAAUAUUAAAAAAAGGAAAAAGUAUAAAAAUAAUUUCAAAAUAAACAAAAAA